Aspergillus puulaauensis is the source of this 1245-nucleotide messenger RNA. RefSeq names its product Gfo/Idh/MocA family protein. The transcript is spliced from 4 exons. Gene Ontology annotation, cellular component: cytoplasm. Gene Ontology annotation, biological process: NADPH regeneration. NCBI's taxonomy places the organism in Eukaryota, Fungi, Ascomycota, Eurotiomycetes, Eurotiales, Aspergillaceae. Bases 1 to 1245 code for a protein of 414 amino acids. Gene Ontology annotation, molecular function: oxidoreductase activity; nucleotide binding. The record is from RefSeq and is a predicted model, not a curated record.
AUGGCCCCUCCCAGCGUGUUAAUGGUAGGCACCGGCGAAUACACCACCGGCUAUGUCGGUGGUACCGCCUCCGGAUCAGACAAGAAAGUGGGUGUUGUUGGACUGAGUCUUUUUGAUCUCCGCCGACGCGGAAAGGUAGCCGACCUCAGCAUGGUAGGCGUCUCAGGACGCAAGUUCCCAGGAAUCCGCGACCACCUCCACAAAAACAUCACCCAAGUCUACAACAACCUCGACACCUCCUUCACCUCCUUCCCCGCCGACAAUGCCACCGACCCCGACGCCUACAAAGCCGCCAUCGACGCUCUCCCCAAAGGUUCCGCAAUCACAAUCUUCACACCUGACCCAACCCACUUCCCCAUCGCAAUCUACGCCAUCGAGCGCGGCAUCCACGUCCUCGUCACCAAGCCCGCCGUCAAGACCCUCCCGGAACACAUCGCGCUCGUCGAGGCCGCGCGCAAACACAACGUUUUCGUCUUCGUCGAGCACCAUAAGCGCUUCGACCCCGCCUACUCCGAUGCCCGCGCAAAGGCCAAAAACCUCGGCGACUUCAACUACUUCUACUCCUACAUGAGCCAGCCCAAGUUUCAGCUCGAGACCUUCAAGGCCUGGGCCGGCAAGGAGAGUGAUAUCUCCUACUACCUUAACAGCCACCAUGUUGAUAUCUGCGACUCCAUGGUUGGCAGCGACUAUACCCCCGUUCGCGUGACCGCGAGCGCCUCAACAGGAACAGCCGUCGAGCUCGGCUGUGUCCCUGAGACAGAGGACACAAUCACCCUGCUUGUGGACUGGAAGCACAAGACCGAGCCCGGGAAGGUCGCAACGGGCGUGUAUACCGCUUCAUGGACAGCGCCGGAGAAGGCCGGUGUCCACUCAAAUCAGUAUUUCCACUACAUGGGUGCCAACGGCGAAGUCCGCAUUAACCAAGCUAAGCGCGGCUACGACGUCACAGGCGACGACUCUGGACUCGCCUGGUUAAACCCAUUCUACAUGCGCUAUGCCCCCGAUGAAGAGGGUAACUUCGGUGGCCAAACGGGUUACGGGUACAUAAGCUUCGAGAAGUUCAUAGACGCAAUCACGGCGCUAAACGAAGGCCGAGUGACGCUGGAUCAGCUGGACGCGCGCCCACUACCGACGCUGAAGAAUACGAUUGCUACGACGGCGAUUUUGCAUGCGGGACGUGUGAGUUUGGAUGAGAAGAGGCCUGUUGAGAUUGGGGAGGUUGAUGGGAAGUGGGCUGUUAAAUAG